Calidris pugnax (ruff) is the source of this 2016-nucleotide messenger RNA. RefSeq names its product coiled-coil domain containing 83 (gene CCDC83). The transcript has 12 exons. Lineage: Eukaryota; Metazoa; Chordata; Aves; Charadriiformes; Scolopacidae. The record is from RefSeq and is a predicted model, not a curated record. Bases 280 to 1527 code for a protein of 415 amino acids.
UGACGCGGCGGGGCGGGCGGUAAGGCCCUGACUGUAGGCCCUAACUGACCGCCGGGCCUACCGGGGCCGGGAGCUGUGGGGCCUGCGGAAGGGCCGGGGAGGCUGCUCGGAGCAGGAACAGUGUCAGAACAGACGAAAUCUGCACAAGCCAGUUUCCAGGAGAGUGGGAGUAAAAUUCUUCUGGAGAAAACAUUAUGAAAAAGAUGUUCCAAGGUGCAAGCAGCUGCACGGGGACAUAGACUCCAAGGUCUAACUUCUAGCACAAGUACAACAAAAAGCAUGGAAGAGAAGAAGAAAGAAGAGAAACCAGAAGAGCAACUUACUGAACCUGAAUCAGCUUUCCCAGAACCCUUACUAGAAUAUCAAAUUGAGACAAAAGAAGCAGCAAUUGAUCGGCUUUUGCUUGGUCUGAAAGAAGUGAAAAAAAAGAACAAAGAAUAUCAUGAGAGAAACGACCUCAUGAAGAAAGAGCAGCAGGCGCGCCUCAGGCGGACGUUAGGACAAAUAGAAGAAGAGGAGGAAAAACGAGAUGGAAAGGAGGUUGUGACUAGGGAGGAUGUGGAAGAGUCACUGAAAGAAGUAUGGCAGUACGUUAAGGAUGAAGAACACCUUCUGAAAGAUCUGCACUCCCAGAUUGAAGAAGCUGACCGAAGACUUUUGGUAAAGGAGGCUGAGAGGGAUUAUUGGUUGGAAUACAAAAAUGUAGGAAGUGAAAUAGACGCCAAAAAGAUUAUGAAUCUGGAAAAAGACAUCAAGCAAGUAAAAGAUGACCAUCACAGGACUGCAAAAUAUUAUAGAAAUGCGUUGAAAGCAGCGAAAGAAGAAAAGGACAGACUGGUUGAGAGGCACAUGAAGUUAUGUAAGGAACAGGCCCUAGAGAAAGCUAUAAGAUACUUGGACAAAAACAGUUGCAGAGAAAUCAAAGAGAACGAAUGGCUAAAAGAAGAGGUUAAGGUCUACCAAAAAGAAGUAAGUGAUUUGAAAGCCUCUAUUCAGCUCCUGGAAGAAGAGAAUAUCAGUUUAGUGACAAAACUGAUUGAUAGCAGACUUCAGAAUCUGAGAGUACCCAGGCAUUUGUUUCUUACCCAGGCAGCGGGCUUGAAAGAUGAAUGUCAUAAGGAUGAAAUGCAAGAAGCAGAGUAUAGAGAGUAUGCAGCAACGACAGAUGGAGAUGAAAGUGUCAGAAGUGCCACGGUCCCCUGUCAGAAGAGAAAAGCCUUUCCAAAGGCUCAGUCUAAAACAGAACUUGAGAAGCCUCAAGACAGUGAUGAGGAGCUGUGGGAAAGGUCACUCACCCCAACUGUUGAUGGCUUGUUGUAUGAAGAUGAAAAAGAUUUCCAGGAAUAUUUAAAACUGGGUCCUCUGGAGACAAAGCUGAUGUGUGUGGUUGGAAGAGCCAUGCCUAUUCAUAAAGAGCCAAAAGAAAUGCCAAGCAGGAGCCACAUAGAAGAUGGAAUUUGUGGUAAAUCAGACCAGCACAUCACAGCAAAGAUGAUCAAGGCCUUAUCUGAAGAAGAGGUUGGUUAAAAAGAGGCAAACUGUGCUCUUAACAUAGAAACUUAACAUUCUCAAUUCAUUAAAUAUUUGUUCUGUUCUUCAAGAAGUGUGUGGCACCGGGCUUUGUGGAAACUAUUUUUGAGUGCCUGGAUUAUGAUUUACACGUAGAAGUUUAAUGAGGGGGAUGUCUGUGUGCAAAUGGCUAAUUGAGGGGUUGCUUUCCUCACCACUGUGACAACGCUUGGGGACUUUUGGGGCUUCUCAGUGCAGGGAGCAGCACCUGGAUCUAAUAAAGGAUCCGAGUUAAUAUUUAGUUUUGGUGGUGCCCACUUGCAGUCUCUCAAAUGUGGAAUUCCCUCUUGGUCAGACACACAAUGGGUAAAUGCAGGCUGCCAUAAAAUGUAGAUCUGCUGCAAAAUACUUAAUAACUUGCUAAGGCAAAAUCUAAUUUAUCCAAGUGUAAUUCAAUGAUUGGUAGAAACUGAAGGUUUGAAUGCAUUUUAUUUGUCUUCAUUUGAC